AUGAUAUAGAAACAAUAUGCUAAUAUAGAGCGUAAGCUAACUAGCAUCAGUAAAAAUCAAAAGCCAAGCGAGAAUGAAAACAAGCUAAACAGACAUGCCUUACCAGAUGAUGUGCGAUAAAUCGUCUCACCUAAGAAAGUCAUACCGAUGUCGAGAAGAGACAGUUUCACUUUGCUCAAACGAUAACUAGAAAAGUAGCCAAUAAAAACAGCGAAGACUCAGGUAUAAAGCCCAGCCUAGGGAGAAAGCGAUUUGGAAACUGGUGGUAUUGCUCUUGAUGAUACUGAUGAAUGGAUUAACAACUAUUACUCUGGCUUAAUGUUACUUGAUGAGUAGUUUUAAAACAGACUUUAAAUGGCUAAGUAAAAGGGUUUCUAACAUAGCGGAACUAUGAUGAAUAAAAGUUUACUCGGGUCACCUAGAAAAGGUUAGAACUCGACUAAGGUCACAUUUGGCGAUUCAGUUAAUGGGUCACCUCAUAAGGAUGCAGAUAGCUUUUCUUAAGCUUUUAAUUUUGAUAAGUCUAAUUACAAGGACAUCGGAGAGAAAUAUAUGCUAGACCUUAGAGAGCAGACCAGAAGAUACGAGCAUGAUUAGUUUGUCAAGAAAAUUUAAAGCACCAAUGAAAAUGGAGAGACUAAUCUAAAAGCUCUUAGCAUAAUGGAAAUGACUCCAGCAUAAAAAUAAGAAUUUCUAUUGUAAAGAAAACUUCAGCAGAAAAAAGCAUAAGAAAAUGGAAUAGAUCCCUUGAAAUCUCUAAUUUUGGAGUAAAAGGAGUCUGCAUGUAGUGCAUUUGUGCAUAGCAAUACCAGAAGAAGUAAUAAGAACUCAAAUCAUUCUUCCCCAGUAAAUAUACUAUCAGUAGCCGCAGUAUUAUCAUAACCAUAAAAAGAGAUCAAUUUAGGACUAGCGAAGGAAACUUAAGCAUACACUCAAGUUUUUAAGUAAACUUUUAGUGACUAUAGAAAGCUUAAUAAACUCUACGAGAAUGAGAAGCUGAAAGAAAAGCUUAAGGAGAGAGGAAGUCUUUAUGGAGUACCUUCCACUGUUUAUUCCUAAGAGAAGGAAAUUUAGGAACUCAUAUCAAAGAUGCCUCCAAUGAUCACUAAACCCAACAGUCUAUUAAACGGUGGAGAGAUUGAUAAGAAGUACCAGAUUUUCUAGGAAAAAACAAAGCAGAUUUAUGAAGAGGCUGAUGAAGAGCUUUACGGUGAUAAUUCAUAGAUAUACAAGAAUAAGAAUAAUAGUUUUACAGAUGGCACACUGACUAAGAAGCGCCAUGAUAAUAACCUGAAUACUUAUAACUAAGAUAGCAAUAGUGGAGAGUUACCCUAACUGAGGAAUUAGAAAUCGUCUUAAUCUCAUAACUUUCCAGGCACUUCUCCAAAUGCAACAGGUUAAAGUCAAAUUGCUCACGUCAUCAAAAUACAUUAAAAUCAUUAGCUGACUGUGGGCAAACCUAAGAAACAGCUUGCUACUAGCUUAGAUCUAAAGGAAAGAGAAUUCUUAAAGCAAUGUAUAUACGAAGAAACAUUUGGCUACAAAGACAAAAUAGAAAAGAAGUUUCAUGAUAAGUUCAACUGGUCAAUUAUGAUGGAUCCAGAUUCAACGAAAACUAAAAAUGAAAUCAUGAGAGAGAUUAAGAUUUAUCAAAUGAAGUAAAGGAACCUGCCUAACUUCAUUAGAAAAAAGAGAGAGGAAAUACUCUCAAAUGUAAAUAAUAAUGAAACUAAUUAUUUGUAGAGAUCAAUGUCGACUGAUGUAAAAUUGGAAUAAAACGGAUCAUCGUUUUUACAAGACAUAAAGCAGCCUAAUGGAACUAAACUUUCUUAGAAAUAUAAUCAAAUUUAACAAUAAAAUGAGAUUGAUGAGUGCUAAUUGAAAGAGGAAUUCGUAGACUAUGUCAAAGAGAUACUUACUAAAACAUCAGGUGCAGCUAAUUAGACAAGUGGAAAAAAGAAACAGCAAAAAAUAACAUAAAAAUCAUUGACAGAGGACAUCGCUUAGUUCUUAAAAGAUGGCUUGGAGAAUAAAAAACAGGCACUUAAUAGUGUAACUAUCCCAGACAUCCUAAGAUCUCAAAUCAGGAAAGAUGGUCUAGUCAACAAGAGCUAUGGCGGUAGCAGUUCUAAAAAUCAAGCAGCUGUCUCUCAAUGA
This is a messenger RNA of Stylonychia lemnae, 2157 nucleotides long. The record is from the annotation of a GenBank genome assembly. NCBI's taxonomy places the organism in Eukaryota, Ciliophora, Spirotrichea, Sporadotrichida, Oxytrichidae.